AUUGCCAAAGAAUAGAAUUAUGAUUCAUGGGAAUCCAAGGAAUGCCAGGCAGGGAGUCCCGAUAAGCUGUCAGGAGGCCUGUCCCAUUCGGCUUAUAAGAUGCUGGGAUCUUCCUCUGGAAUCAUCUUGAUAGAUCAUGAUACUUGCUUUUACUUCAUACAACAUUAUACCCACUGAUAGAAAGCCUUCUUCACUGCAUUCAUCACAGAGACCAUCAUGGCUCCCAGCGCAAUCUCCGCUCCCUCCUCCCCCCAGCAGCUCCCUUCCGACGUCUCCAGCUACAAGGGCUACGACCACGUCCACUGGUACGUUGGCAAUGCCAAACAAGCCGCCUCAUAUUAUGUCACCCGCAUGGGCUUCAAACGUAUCGCCUAUAAGGGUCUGGAGACCGGCAGUCGCGCUACCUGCUCUCACGUCGUCCGCAACGGCGACAUCACCUUCAUCCUGACCUCUCCGCUCCGCUCCCUAGACCAAGCAGACCGCUUCACCCCCGAGGAGCAAGAAUCUCUCCGCGAGAUACACUCGCACCUAGAACAGCACGGUGACGGCGUCAAGGAUGUCUCUUUCGAAGUCGACUCCGUCGACGCCGUAUAUCAAGCGGCCGUGGCCAACGGCGCCAAGGUAGUAUCUGCGCCGCGGAACCUCGAAGAUAAGGACGGGUAUGUGCGUGUCGCUACGAUCCAGACGUACGGAGAAACGACACACACCCUCCUGGAACGGAAGUCAUAUCAGGGGGUGUUUUUGCCCGGGUAUCGAUAUGAGAGUGGGGAGGAGGAUCCCAUUACGGCUUUCUUGCCUGGGGUCCAUCUCAACCGGAUUGAUCAUUGUGUGGGGAAUCAGGACUGGGAUGAGAUGGAUAAGAUCUGCCAAUAUUACGAGAAAGCUCUCGGAUUCCACCGCUUCUGGUCCGUCGACGAUAAGCAGAUCUGCACCGAAUACUCCGCUCUAAAAUCCAUCGUGAUGGCCUCUCCCAACGAGAUCGUCAAAAUGCCCAUCAACGAGCCCGCGCACGGCAAGAAAAAGUCCCAGAUUGAAGAAUACGUCGACUUCUACAACGGCGCCGGUGUGCAGCACAUCGCCCUCCUCACCGACGACAUCAUCCGGGAUAUCACCAACCUCAAGGCGCGCGGUGUCGAGUUCAUCAAAGUCCCUGAUACGUAUUACGAGGAUGUCAAGAUCCGACUCAAGAAGACGGGUCUGGUUCUGCAGGAGGACUUUGAGACGAUUCGGAGUCUGGAUAUUUUGAUUGAUUUUGAUGAGGGGGGCUACCUCCUGCAGUUGUUUACUAAGCAUCUCAUGGACCGUCCUACCGUCUUCAUUGAAAUCAUCCAGCGUCACAACUUUGAAGGCUUCGGUGCUGGAAACUUCCGAUCACUGUUCGAGGCGCUGGAGAGGGAGCAGGCGCUGCGUGGGAACCUGGUGUAAUAUCUAAUGGCAAGGCAAUUCUUCUCGUUUCAAGGGACGGUGUACGGCCUGGUUGCCACGUACAUGAUUGUCUUUCGUUCUGGAUCUGAUUGUUAGCAGUUAUUCCCAUGAUGAGAUAAUGGCAGAUACGUUCUCUUGCUUGUGUUGGUUUCACGUAAUGCUUGCUUGAUAUUCAUGGUAGUAUGUUGUAUGUUAAUCACUACAUUGCCACCCCAAGCACCAGUCUCGCGCUACAUUUGUAACUAUCCAUUACUAUCUACGAGUAUAAUGAACUUGCACCAAUAACAGCUUCAAGA
Messenger RNA from Aspergillus ibericus CBS 121593, 1721 nucleotides. Its product is annotated as 4-hydroxyphenylpyruvate dioxygenase family protein. Gene Ontology annotation, molecular function: 4-hydroxyphenylpyruvate dioxygenase activity. The record is from RefSeq and is a predicted model, not a curated record. Lineage: Eukaryota; Fungi; Ascomycota; Eurotiomycetes; Eurotiales; Aspergillaceae. The coding region runs from base 217 to 1425 and encodes 402 amino acids. The transcript has 4 exons. Gene Ontology annotation, biological process: L-tyrosine catabolic process.